AUGAAAAAUACAACCAAAAUGAUCAACCCAACUGAAAUAAUUCAAAAGUUAAGGAAUGAUGGGAUUCUUGAUGAAGUUACUAAUGACUUGAAUAGAUCUAAAAAUCCCUUAGAGUUACAAGAAAUAAUUCAAGAAAUCAAUACAUUGCAACAUAAAUAUCCGUGGGACUAUUCAAAGCAUUGGGAAGAGCUCCCUUAUUUAAACAAGGGAAUGGUUACUAUUUACAAUGUUAUGAUGGAAAUGAAAUGGAAAACAUCACAUCAUGAAGUGUUUUGGAGAAACCAUGCAAUCAAAUACUACCUAAAGAAUCACAAGCAAAGUAGAUUUGUCAACAGGUUAAUAAAAAAGAAGGCAAUAAAUACAAAGUCCCGUCCAUACCUGGUUCGUAAUAAUAAUCUUUACUAUCAAAACAGAAUUGUCCCCAUGUCGUACCCAGACUUCAAACAUUUGAUUCUAGACAUCCAUAAAAAUGCCAACAGUCACUUCAAUGAAGAAACGUAUUAUACAUUCAUUAAAGACUACCAUCUUGAUUGUCACCAGAUCUUAAUCGAUGAAAUUUUACAAAACUGUCAAGAAUGUCAAAAUCCAACUAUUGUUUACCAUUUUUAUCAUAUUCAAUGUUUUUUAAGGGACGGUUAUUGGCCAGAAUAUUUAUCGAAAGGUGCUUUAGCGAAGUUGAAAAAAUGUGCCCCGCUUUACAGUUUAAAAAAUAAUAAAUUGACUUAUAAAAACAGGGAAGUUAUUAUGAAUAGAAAUGAGCAGGUAAAAUUGUUACUGGUGCUUCAUCGCAAGAACCACCUAUGUACUUGGUUGGUUGUGCGAGAAGCCCAGAAACAUUUUUACUUUCGAAAUAUGCUUCAAGUUGGUGAUAAAAUACAAAAAAAUUGUCUUAGAUGUAUAACCAAAAAAACAAAGAAAGCUAUUAUUUCUAGAUCUACUGGAUUGCAACUGCCAAUUUUAUAG
Molecule: messenger RNA, 963 nt
Organism: Candida tropicalis MYA-3404
Lineage: Eukaryota; Fungi; Ascomycota; Pichiomycetes; Serinales; Debaryomycetaceae
Exons: 1
Coding region: 1-963 (320 amino acids)
Source: RefSeq, a predicted model, not a curated record